AUGGGCGUGACAGAUCUGAUAGAUAGACUCAAUGCCACAGUCGGGACACUCCCAAGCCUUGAAGAGUCGGAACGUCGUCAACUGCUACAAGCAUGCGAUAAACUCAAGAAUCAACUUGAGACGCCUUUUGAUAUAGCUGCUCGUCUGGUAUUUUCGGGCCAUCAAGCAAUGGCCCUGAGACUAGGUGUUGAUCUGAAAUUGUUCGACGCGAUUGCCGCCAAAGUGGGUCGGCCUGAUGGAUCAAUCAAAACUGAUGAGCUUGCAGAGCAAACAGGAGCAGAGCCACUGCUAAUCAUGCGCAUAAUGCGAUUCCUGGCUGCCAUGUCCGUGGUCAAAGAAGUAUGCCCAGGCUCAUUUACCUCAAAGCCAUUAGCUGCUGCGCUAGUGUCAAGCUCUCCUUUAUCAGCGGCCUUGAUCCAUGGCACCCAUUUCAUGACUGUACUGUCAAAUUUGCCCGAGUACUUCCAUACCAAAGGAUGGAAGAGCCCUAGCGAUGCCUUCGAUGGACCAUUUCAAUUCGCCAUUGACUCACCCCAUUAUUUUGAGUUUUUGGGCUCUACACCAUACUAUCAGCAAGCAUUCAACACCACCAUGGCCAUGUCAUUUCGCCGCCACGGGAAAGACUGGUUUGAAUUUUUCCCAGUGGCCCAUCGACUGCAUGUAUCUAGUGACGCUGAGCCGCUGCUCGUAGAUAUCGGCGGUGGCCAAGGUGAGGAUCUGAAGAAAUUCAAAGCCCAGUUCCCCACCUUACCAGGUAAACUCUUUUUGCAAGAUUUGCCAGCAGUGGUGCAGGGGGCUCAAGAUCUGCCAGCAGGGAUUGAAGUACAAAGUCACGAUUUUUUCCAGAUGCAACCGGUAAAGAAUGCCAAAGUCUAUUUCAUGCGGACUGUUCUGCAUGAUUGGCCGGAUAAGCAGGCAGUUCAGAUCUUGGACCGUGUGCACCAUGCGAUGGACACUGAUUCCAUCUUACUGAUUAGUGAAACCAUGUUACCCGAGUCUGAUGUGCUUCUCUCGUCUGUUCUGUCUGAUAUGCAGAUGAUGGGCUCUUUUGCGUCGCUGGAGCGAACAGAAAUGCAGUGGCGGUCGCUGUUUGAACAAGCAGGGCUGGAACUGGUCAAGACGUGGCUACCGGAUGAAUGUGAUGGGAGUUCAAAGUCUUUAGCGGAGCAACCUGCUCUUUUUGAGACUCGAAAGGUUUUAAAGAACUUAACCAUUUGCGUGGAUAGACCUAUAUAG
Messenger RNA from Penicillium odoratum, 1236 nucleotides. RefSeq lists its product as uncharacterized. Bases 1 to 1236 code for a protein of 411 amino acids. The record is from RefSeq and is a predicted model, not a curated record. Gene Ontology annotation, molecular function: O-methyltransferase activity. The transcript has 4 exons. NCBI's taxonomy places the organism in Eukaryota, Fungi, Ascomycota, Eurotiomycetes, Eurotiales, Aspergillaceae.